UACGUCGCCGGCUGCUCCCCGUCUCCACCCAGAGGAUUAAUCCUGUCGUGUCGCCUGCCGCCGGUCAGUGCUCUUCCUUUAGCCUAGCUUGCCACGGCAGAAUUCAGAGAAGAAACCGAGCGGGACUAGAAAUUUCUUCAGCAGUAACUAAAGCUCCGGAUCUUUGAUACCCGUGUCGCUACUGGACUCGGAUUUGCUUCUCCUACUCGUAUUAGGAGUGUGGGCGUGUGGACACAGGAUUUGCUUCUCCUACUGGACUCGGUUUGUUAUCUAUAUAAGCACAGACAGGAGCCUGCCUUUCAUCUGAAGAUAUUUGUCCAAGCACCAGGUCUUUGCACUUACAGUUACGGAGCAGAUUUAGCCAGGAGUCUGCCUUCCCUCAGUUAUACUGAAGAAGUUUGUCAGUUUGGCCGAAGUUCCAGAUCUUUGCAGAGAGAGGAGACCCUGCUCCCAUGGAGCUAAGUAGCGUCGCCUCGAUGAUGAGCUUAGGGAGUCUAGCUAUACAACGAACAUAUUUGUGCUCCCUAGUCUUCAGACUCUUGCCAAAGCUGCUAGGCUUCACUCCCAGUUCACUGAAGAAAUUCUGCAAAGAUGUUCAUCCACCACUGACGGAGACUAUUGUGGGCACGUUGCCUGAGCUGCCUCAGGACAUCUUGAUGGGUAUCUUUGCCACCCUUGAAAUCCCUGACUUCGUACGUGCCGGUGCUGUCUGCCGCUCUUGGCGCUCUGCAUAUACCAGCCUACGGAGCCCUGGGCAGUAUAAACUAUCGCCGUGCCUCCUCCAUACUUCUGAAUCUGCUGGUGAUAGCUCUGCUUGCCUCUACAGCCUCACUGAAAGGAGAUCGUACAAGUUAACUCUUCCGGAGCCACCUAUCCGCUCUAGGUGUUUGAUCGGGUCCUCUCAUGGCUGGCUAGUUACUGUUGAUGAGAGAUCUGAGAUGCAUCUUGUCAAUCCGAUCACAUGUCAACAGAUUGCUCUACCUUCGGUGAUCACCCUCGAGCAGGUGAAGCCCAUCUUUGAUGAGUACGGUGUUCUCCACAAGUAUGAAUUGUCUUGGCUCACUGGAACAACUACUCGCUAUGUCCCGCCGUUGAUCUUCGCUCUUGACAAGCUGCGGGAUGAACUCCACUAUAAGGCGUUUGUGUUCCCUGAUACAUCCACGGGAAGCUACAUUGUGGUGCUCAUCCAUAACCCAAUGCGCCAGCUCUCUUUUGCAAGGCUAGGGGAUGAUAAAUGGACCUGGCUGCCGCCUCAUGAUCUCUAUUGUGAUUGCAUUUACAAGGAUGGCCUGUUGUAUGCUGUGUCUAAAAGGGGAGAACUUCACACUUUCGAUAUUAGUGGCCCUGUGGUCGCUAUGAAUAUGGUCAUAAGCAUACCCAGGAAGGAUUACUGUGAGUAUUUGUACAUUGUUGAAGCUCCAUGGGGUGAUCUUCUGCUCAUUUGGAGAAUCUUUGAGGAUUUUAAUUUGGAACCUGAUCCUGGGGCAUCUGUGUUUUGGAAUACUACAAAAUUCAGAAUAUAUGAACUUGAAGCUUCCGGAAGUAAACUUAAGGAAAUCAAUUGCUUGCGUGACCAUGUUUUGUUUCUUGGGCAUAAUGAAUCACUUUGUCUCAGUGCUGAACAAUAUCCGUCUCUCAGGGCAAAUCAUGCCUACUUUACUGACGAUAAUAUGUUCUGGACAUUGGGAUUUAAGAAUAAUCACCGUGAUAUGGGAAUUCUCAACUUGGAUGAUAACAGCAAGGAAGGACUCAUAUCUUCUCAGCUUUGUUCCAACUUUCCGGCUCCGAUUUGGAUUACACCUGAUCUUAGAAAUAUGAACUUGGCUUCAGGUGCUGCUUGAAAAAUGGUUUAGUGAGCCUUCAGUUGCGUAGUUUGCUAGGUUAUUGUGCUUCGUAAAGGAAGUCAUGGACAAACUAUUCAAGUGAUCACUUGGACCCUGACUCCGCCCACUCUAGCUUCGACCCAGUUGAAUAAAUAUGUGGAGGUAGCACUGGUGCUGGAGAUAGUGCUGAAGGGGAUUAAUAUAGAGGUACAUAGAGGUGAGCUUCCAGCGGUGGUUGGAACGGUCGGGUCCGGCAAAGUCGUCACUGCUGUCUUGCAUUAUGGGAGAGAUGGACAAGGUCUCAGGCAAGAAACCUUUGAGAAGCUGGUGAUGGAGAUGGCGGAGAUUAUAGUGAUGAUGUUCUUGUCCUGCUCCUGCAAGAACAUUGCUUCGAUGGUGGAGCUGCAGUUUUGUAUGAAGAUACUUUCAGUAUAGCUGAACGAAUGCAGUUGUGUGUUCUGGCAUCGAAUGCAGGUGUUACUGUUUGUUUCUUUCAUGCACAUUGAUACUACUUCGGAAGACGUGGUACUGAAGGGGCACAUUGAUUGAACUUUUGCUGGAAAAUCUCAUGGAUUCAAGUAUUAGCACAUAUUUGACCUCUGAUGUCUUAUUCUUCGGGCCCUUGCUUUCAGAGGAAGUAUCCAUGCAAUUUUGGAGACUAGAUGACCCGGUGCGCUCCGGCGCACAGGCAAAUGCAAGACAGUAUUAUAACCAUAUGUUUCAUGGUGCUAAUGUAUUAUGGCCCACUACGCAUACUCAUGCUGACCAUGGUAAAUUUCAUAAACACAACCAUAUACUUGGAUGAAAUAUGUAAAGAAUGUGUCAUUUCCCAUAUUCUAUAGGAAAGAUGUGUUCCAAUGUACAGAAAGACAUAAAACUGCAUUGUAUUUAAUUCAUAAAUGUAAUAUCAAUAUCAGUCUCUCGACAGUUAACCAUA
Lolium rigidum is the source of this 2760-nucleotide messenger RNA. Its product is annotated as probable F-box protein At4g22165. Gene Ontology annotation, molecular function: protein binding. The coding region runs from base 453 to 1841 and encodes 462 amino acids. The record is from RefSeq and is a predicted model, not a curated record. NCBI's taxonomy places the organism in Eukaryota, Viridiplantae, Streptophyta, Magnoliopsida, Poales, Poaceae. The transcript has 3 exons.